This is a messenger RNA of Sycon ciliatum, 3018 nucleotides long. RefSeq names its product mucin-3A-like. NCBI's taxonomy places the organism in Eukaryota, Metazoa, Porifera, Calcarea, Leucosolenida, Sycettidae. The transcript has 6 exons. Bases 416 to 2149 code for a protein of 577 amino acids. The record is from RefSeq and is a predicted model, not a curated record.
UGUUCCCAUGUCAACCUCAAUCCGGGUCUCUUUCAAACAGGCGGAGAGACCGCUGAGUUGUUUGUUGGCAGAGAUGCUCGCUGAUAGUUUACCAGAUAGAGAGGAUCGGGAAGAACAUCGUGGGAAAGGAGCUUGACCCACUGCUGCAUCAACUAGCUCUCAGGGUGCUCUGGUUCCGAGAAAGAAUCUCUAGGGUAUCGGCAGGCAGAGAACCACAGGCUAAACGUCCAGGACUCACAGCCACACAGCGCUGCCCGAGCUUCUAAAGUUCUAAAGUCAGUACUAGUAGGUGCGAGGAGGCUUACAUACUCGAUCAAGUGCACAGAAGCAAGCCUCCUGUUUGUGUAGUUUGGAAGACUGCACCGAGUGAUAGUCGACACCAGCGACGCUAUUCUCACAUCAUCUUGCUGACGACAUGCGUUUGCUCCAGGUCUCCGGAGCACUGUGUUGCUUCGCAGCCUUCCUAGCUUUAUUACAAGUUGGUCGAGUGACAGCCCAAGGUCGUGGUGGUGGAGCCGGUGCGGGUGACGAUGAUGAUGACGAUGCUAGAGUGAUACUAAAUAUCACACAACUGAACAACCUGGGUUUCAAUGCCAGCACGCAUGCUAUCCGCAUAGUCAUCGCCAACACAACGCAGGGAAAUUUUACGGGGCCACCCCUCGAUGCCAUGGGAAUGCCAAUUGGUGGCACUGCCAACCUGACAGAGCCCAUCGCGUCUAAGAUGGCGGUGCUUCUCGCGACGUCCGUUCAGUCCUUCUGCACUGACAACGCCAGUGUGUGCAAUGUGAUAGACAACAUGACAUUGCUAGCGAAGCAGUUGCCGGAGGAGAACCAGGUGGGAUUCUUAGCAGCCAACUACACCUACGAUAGCAUCAGUGGAUCUUUGACGGUAUACGGGUACUACCGACUUCCCACACCCGCUGGCAGCACUAAAGUGAUGCAGGAUAUUCGCAAGGACAUGACGCAGAACUUCCUCCCAUCCAGCGUGCUCGUUGGUGCACUGCAAAAAUACUACAGGCAAGUCUGCGAAGGAAUUAUAAACAGCACGGUGAGCAUUAUAUCGUACGAAACUCUGUCUGGGAGUGCAAUCAGCUCUGCCUGCCCAAAGCCAACAGUCUUGCCGACAACCGUGGCGCCUACAACCAUAGUACUACCUACUAGCUCUAGUGCUGCUUCGGCAGCAACAGUAUCCCCAGUUGCGACUACCACGGCACCCACCCAGGUCACAAGCAUGGGGGGAACAACACAGUCGGCGCGAACUGACGUAACAUCCCCGGUGGUAGGAAUGACGGGCGCGCAGACUACACCAGCACCUGUUGUCAUCCCAUCACAGACAGCAUCCGGCGUAACUGUUGUCGCCGUGUCUUCCCUGACAGCAUCCGGCGUACCUGUUGUCGUCCCUUCACAGACAACACCCGGUGGAAUGCCCACAAUGAGACCCACAAGUAUGAUGCCAAGCAGGCGCCCUUUGUCGUCGCAGCCACCAGAUGCACCCACCGCUGACCUGCCACUAGAAAUCAUUGCUAAGUUCACGUUGUCCGGCACCAGUCGGGAUGUGUUUACUGAGCAGCUGGAAGAGUUGUAUGCGACGGCUGAAAGUCUGGUCAACAACAACUGCAGCGCGGCUGGCAACAGGCCACCGUUCAUUGAGUUCUACCCGAUGGAUGUGCAGUUCGGUGCAGAUCUCAUCACGUUCUCGCUGGGCUACCUUCGCAACGCAAACUCCAGUACGAUCAACUGUUCACUGGUUAGUACAGAAGCCACGCUGGGAGAUCAGCUGCGCGAUCUCUUUGACAAUCCAGAGGUGGUGUCCACGCUGCAGGCGUUGGUCAAUGGCACCUUGGCGGCGAUCGUCUCCACACGAGGCCCGACGGGUAUCGCACCCACCACACCAGCAGAAGAGAGCGACACAGGGCUCAGUACUGGCGCCAUAGCUGGCAUUGCCGUCGGUGCGGUAGCCGGCAGUGCACUCAUCCUGCUGGCAGCCAUAGUCUUCGUAAAGUUUGGAAGCGCACCUGCAAAGCUAAAAACAAGCGGUUCAAUGAUGAAGGUAGUGCCGACUGAAGUUGAAGAAGGCGCGACGGGUCAUGAAGGCGUCAAGCAGGCAUGGGGUGACAAUUCGCAGGUGGUCGUGGAAAGCCUCGCCUGAGACUGCUUACAACCACUAGGGUCCAGGCUUGCUGCAUGGCAAUGAUUCCAGUUGAUAUUCCUGCUAAGCAAGCUCAUUGUCCCUACACAGUGGGUCUCCAAACGAACAUGUUCCAAGUUACGAUAAUUUAAAAAUGCCAACCCCAUCGAACCCAUUGGUUCGAUGCUUGUAUGUACGGACAAGAAAGGGUUACAUUAACACGGAUUCCACUGGCAGAACAGUGGAAGCGGUAUGGCCAUCACCUUCCACUCCCGGCCUUCAAGUUCGCGGACCAGCAACAUUCAAUUAUCCCUCUUCUCCCAGAUUUGCCUAUAGGAUACUCCCGUGUUUUCCCAUGAUGUAUUGCACUCUACGACAUAGCCUGAACUUGUGAAAAGGUUCUUUCAAAGACACCAGGCUGCAAUAAUUCCUCAUUAAAAUUUCAUAUACCGAUAACUGUUAGUUGAUACUGGAUUUCAAGAUGCACAACGCCGCGUGAUUUGACCGCUGGGGCCGACUUGAACGUUCUAUGAAGCUCAGUGGUUGCCGUAUUAUUCAACAAAGUAGGACUUAACCUGAUCAUUGGUCUAUUUCACACUCAAUUUCGCCACAAAUUAGUAACUUCCGAACAGUCUGAUGUAAUCACAUGCGUGUGCAGCAGAGGCUGUUGUCUCAUUGUCGACUGCAAUGGUAAGACAUGGAUCGCAUUUUGCAUACAGCCUUUUUACAGAACCGUACCAGAACAACAAGGACAAUCAAGGCUUGUUUGCUGCUACUUCAAGUUUCAUGCUCACGCAAUCAUCAGGCAACAUACAACCUCUUAUAAUCAUUAUAGAAAAGUAUUAUAGUGCUGAAGGAUACUGGUGAUAUGCUGGUAUCUCACUUGUGGA